CUUGUUCCAGGUCCUGGUUCACAUGGCUUUUAUUUCAAAGGUCACAAGAUUACCAUUCAACGUAUCGACCCAAGUUUUGAAAAGGAUAAGAAUGGUGACAAGGAAGAUACUACAAAACUUGUUCUUACUGUUUCUGCAUGGAAUGGAAAGGAAAUUUUGAAGAAUAUUCUUCAAGAAGCCAUUGAAUGUUAUUUCCAAAGUGAGAAGGGUGUCACUUCAGUCUAUACUCUCUCCACUGAUUAUUAUAGAGAUUGGGAAAAGUUGUGUGAUAGACCUUAUCGUUCAUUUGAUACUGUCUAUUUGGAAGAAGACAUUAAGCAAAAUUUGAUUAAGGACAUGGAUAGAUUUAUGAGUAAUGAAAUCUUCUACAGGGAAAAUAGUCUCAAUUAUCAGAGAGGGUAUCUUUGUUAUGGUCCUCCUGGUUCUGGUAAAUCAAGUUUAGUUUUGGCUAUGGCUGCCAAAUUGAAGUGUUGUUUAUUUUCAGUUAGUUUGAAUGAUAAGAGCUUGGACGAUUCCAAAUUGCAAAAGAUGUUAACAAAGCUCCCAAAAAGAGGUAUCGUUCUAUUGGAAGAUAUUGAUGCAGCAUUCAAUGAAAAUAGAAAGGCCUCUGCAGAUGUUCAAGGAGUUAGUUUUUCAGGAUUAUUGAAUGCUCUCGAUGGUGUUGCUUCAUUCUCUCAAUUCCCUAGAAUUAUCUUUAUGACUACAAAUCACAUUGAUAGAUUGGAUCCUGCUCUUGUUAGACCUGGAAGAAUUGAUUUCAAAAUCAAGUUUGAAAACUCUACUAAGGAUCAAAUCAGACAAAUGGCUGCCAGAUUCUUUAAGGAUGAAGAAUUGGGAGCCAAGAUUUCUGAAUUGAUUCCUGAACACAAGUUGACCACUGCUGAAGUUCAAACCUACUUGAUGAGAUAUAUCUAUGAAAAGGAAGAUUGUCUUAAUCAUGUUGAA
Messenger RNA from Naegleria gruberi, 945 nucleotides. RefSeq lists its product as uncharacterized. Gene Ontology annotation, biological process: protein insertion into mitochondrial inner membrane from matrix; mitochondrial respiratory chain complex III assembly. The annotation marks the transcript as partial. Gene Ontology annotation, molecular function: ATP hydrolysis activity; ATP binding. Gene Ontology annotation, cellular component: mitochondrial inner membrane. The record is from RefSeq and is a predicted model, not a curated record. Lineage: Eukaryota; Heterolobosea; Eutetramitea; Acrasida; Naegleriidae. The transcript has a single exon.